Molecule: messenger RNA, 747 nt
Organism: Trypanosoma cruzi
Lineage: Eukaryota; Euglenozoa; Kinetoplastea; Trypanosomatida; Trypanosomatidae
Exons: 1
Source: RefSeq, a predicted model, not a curated record
UUGCUUGUGAUGGAUGCUGGCACAGUACGCGUUUUGGUAGCCGCGCUUGGCGACGAUGAACAUGCUGACUUGAAUCAUGUGGCGAUAUUGUUGGCGCGACGUAUUUCGGAGCUUCCUCAUGUGAGUUCCGUUCUUGUCUUCGAGGAUUCCCUUUUUGAGGUGUUGCAAGACCUUUUAGAAUUUCGACACGCGUCAACACAGUUGACAAAACAUAUUCUCCAUCUCUUUGUCAACCUCUCUGGCCAUCCCAAGCUUCAUUUCAAACUUGCGAGGUCACGACGUCUUGUGUUCUUUGCGAUUGAGACCAUUCUCCUUGUACUGAACACGGAUAUUGUUGAACAGGCUUCAAGAAAAAUGCACCGCGUGAUGAAAUCUGUUCCCUCACCUUUGGGCGAGCCCCACGUAAUUUCGACAAAGCGAAAAGCUUUACCCUUUGCUCCUGCGCUCUCUAAAUAUGUUGGAUGUGCAUUGAGGCACGUGUCUACGGCUGUGCCUUGUGCAAUGAUUAUAGCGAAUCUCCUCUCAUUUCCCGAGAAUAGAGCAUCAAUUUUUUCUUUGUAUCCGGAUCUUGUGCGUGCACUGGAACUCUGUGACUCACAAAAAGUUUCAAUCCGAUUGUGGGAGGUGGCUCGCUGCGCGAUAGAUUACUUGCACGACGAUGAGGCGAUGUUGGAGACGCAAUUGCUGAUGCACUUCGAAUCUCCAACGGUGGACGAUGCGACCGUUAAAACAGGGAACUCUGCGUGA